Folsomia candida is the source of this 671-nucleotide messenger RNA. RefSeq lists its product as uncharacterized. The record is from RefSeq and is a predicted model, not a curated record. The transcript has 2 exons. Bases 37 to 486 code for a protein of 149 amino acids. NCBI's taxonomy places the organism in Eukaryota, Metazoa, Arthropoda, Collembola, Entomobryomorpha, Isotomidae.
UGUCCCAAACGCGAUCCUCCCACGCUGACUCCGGAGAUGCUCUUGAACCUCAAAAAGCAAUACAUGACGCUCAAACUUAGAAAAUUGAUGGCCGUAGAAAUUAUCAAGAAUCGAGUGAAAGGUGACCUCAAACGAAUCGUCAAACAAAUGAACGCCCAAGUUCAGUCAAACUCAAAAGAGUUUGUCGUCCUCGGCGGUGGUACGAAGAGCCUGAGCUACCUCAAAACCCCGCAUUCUUCUCGCCUCGGUGGGGGUAGCGGAUUCACGCUGGAGGUCGACGUCCGUGGCUACAUUCCGGACAACGUUUCCGUCGACACUGCCAACAACCACAUGUCCAUCCGCGCCACCAAGGUCAACGGGGUCGAGAAGGCUCUCAGCCUCUUGGCACCCUCGACCGCGGCGUUGGAAAAGGUCAAAAUAUACCCGCCCACCAAUGGCUUCCUCCUCAUCAAAUAUCCCAACAACGAGCAGGAGUCCGCAUACUAAUUUUUGUACUAAAUUAUGUACUUAUUACUGCAAAAAUGUGUACCUACUAAUCAUGUGCGAAAAUGUGCAAAAAUCCUAGUGAAUCAGAAAAUUUGAAGAGGGUGUCGAUGAGAAUUAAGAAGGUGUCAAAAAUAUGUAAUAAAUUUGCCAUGCAGCGUGUCAUGAUACUAAACAGACCCACAAAA